Seminavis robusta is the source of this 2375-nucleotide messenger RNA. The record is from the annotation of a GenBank genome assembly. Lineage: Eukaryota; Bacillariophyta; Bacillariophyceae; Naviculales; Naviculaceae.
AUCAGCUGUGACGUUGCAAAGCUCUUCGGCCACCUGGCCUGCUAGAAUUCUAAAUAAGCGACAGGAUAUUCUUGUUUAGAAUUCUUCAAGCCACACAUCACCAUCAAAAUGCAGGCAGUGCACAACCAUCACAAAACCAGUUAGAUUGGUGGAUUCAACCUUCAUUCUGACUGCUGUGGUCGUAGCAUUGGGCAUUGUCAGUCUUGACACCAGUACGGUAGCACAGAAGCCUACCGGUAUCCCUUGCUCCUAUCAUUCGUUCACAGUUUUGCAGGAACCUGCAAUUCACUCUGUACACCACAAGCUAGCUAGCAUUGGCCACUUCCGCGAACUGGCGGCAGUAUCUACGGUAUACGGUAUAUUAUCCAUCCAACCCGAAGAGAGAGCGCAUUUUCUGUGGGACUACCACCAAGCCAUCACCAUCACAAGCCAUAUUCCUUAUCUGAUCGAUUGAGUUAGUCUACCCUUUUUUCAUUUGCCGAAGAAGAAGAAGAUUCCACCAUGGUCUCCACCAAGAGCAAUCGCCAAACGGCCCUGAGGUUGUCCCUGUUCAUGGGGUACAUGUUGGCUGCCACGCACUCCUUUAACCUCCCAGCACAAAAAAGAUUGCAGUUGAAGCAGGGAAUCACCACUACCACUACCCUUGGAUUGCAGCGAUCCUGGAUUGAGAGGUUCAGAGGGCGUCGCAAUGGCAAAGUUGUGGUCAACCAGUCAUCCUAUGUAAUGGGGCAGCAGCAGCAGCCAGGGAUGGUGGAUGGAGAAACUCUGUUGGUGAACGGAGAUGUGAAUCGCCGUAGAGUUCAACUGGAGAGCCAGUGGCAAACUGCUGUAGUUGAGGUCGAGGCACCGCCAGAACUAGUAGUGGAGGAAGAGGAAGAGCAGGAGACUGCCAAGGGCGCCACGGUUACCUCCUCCACCAUGAAUCUGAUCAAAGUGAUUCUGGGAACAGGGGUAUUGGCGUUGCCCAAUGGAUUGGCGGCUGUUUCGGACCAUCCGGUGGCUCUGCUACCUGCAUGUGCUUUGAUGUCGGUACUUGGACUGUUUAGUGCCUACACUUUUCAGCUCUAUGGGAGACUCACUCAUGAAACACAAGCCAAAUCUAUGGGGGAAAUUUGGGAAGAAACAGUCGGCAAAAAGAGCUCCUGGGUGAUUUCAGCUUCUACCUUUGCCUUCUGCUUUGGGUGUGCCGUGACAUAUUCUCUUGUCAUUGGCGACUUUCUUUCCAGCCUGGCACUGUCGCUAGGCAGUGGAGUUCCUGCAAUGUUUGCCAAACGACAAUUCUGGAUUCUCGGCAUCACCUUGUCAACACUGGCUCCACUCUGCAGCUUGAAAUCACUCGCUGCAUUAGCUCCCAUGUCCAUUGUUGGAACAGCCGGAACACUGCUGACAACCUUCUUCAUGGCCUUUCGGUGUCCUGCCCUUUUCGCUAGCAGUCCCUACAGCGUAGCCCCGGGUGCUGUUGGCAAGUUUGCGGCUGCUGCAGCACCAGCGUUGGCGCCCCAAUUCAACACCUUCUCCAAAAUCAUCUCUCCCGCCUCAUUGAUUAUUGCAGCCAUGGCUACGACAGCCUACUUGGGUCACUUCAAUGCACCAGACUUGUACCAUGGAUUCAAGAAGGAAAAGACAACAACCACGGAAGGUGCAGCAGAACAAACGAAUGCCGCAGUGGCAGCGGACAAGAAGGAAAGCGAAAAGGCGUUGCAGAAAUACAGCCGAAUGACUAGCAUUGGGUUUGUUGGAGUGACACUCUGGAACCUAGUGCUCCUGUCUUUGGGAUUCCUGACAUUCGGAGGUAACUGUGCCGGUGUUGUACUCAACAACUAUGCCACUGCGGACAAAGGUGCUGUCCUUAGCCGUCUCUUGAUGGCAGCGAGUGUCAUUGGCAGCUAUCCAUUCAUGGUGCGAGCGUGCAAGUCUACUUUUGUCCAACUCUACAGUGACAUUCGAAAGGUGAAAUCCAAGUCCAAUAUGGAAAGCAAAGUAGGCCGUGCAUUGCUGGCCAUUGUGACAUCGUUGUCGCUGCUGGUGAGCGACGCUGGGUUGGUAGUCAGCUUGAACGGUGCCUUGUUGGGAUCCGCCAUCAUCUACAUCUUCCCAGCACUCAUGUUCUUGGCGCACACUGGCAACCAAGUCAAGGCUGCUGGAGGCGUAGUAUCAAGAAAGCUGAGACUAGAACGCUGGGCAAGCAAGUUCUUGGUGGCAUUUGGAGCCGUAUCAGGACUUGUGGGAGCGGCCGUUACCCUCAUCAAUUCCUUUGCUCCACACUUGCUGCGUUAGACUAGACGUCAGCGCACCACAAUUUUGAACAUAGACACAACUCUGAAGAGACCAGAGAACACAUAAACAAGAAGUAUAACAAAUUCACGAGAACACAU